AUGCUCCCUUCCCAGUCCUUUGCCAACAUCUUCUUCUUCCAGCCACCUGCUUUCCGAAUGAUUGGCAUAGGGCUGGAGGCCAUUCAUGGCUGGAUCUCCAUCCCCUUCUCCUCCACGUUCACUGCGGCCCUCACUGGAAACUGCCUGAUCCUCUUGGCUGUGAGGAGGACCCCCAGCCUGUACCAGCCCAUGUACUACUUCCUGUCUAUGCUGGCCCUCAUCGGUGUGGGCCUCACCUUGUCCACAAUGCCCACCACGCUGGCUGGGCUCUGGUUUGACCAUCGGCUCAUCAGCUUCAAUGCCUGUCUGGGCCAGAUGUUCUUCUUCCACUUCUCUGUGGUGGAGUCCUCAGUGCUCCUAGCCAUAUCUUUUGACUGCUUUGUGGCCAUCUCCAACCCCCUGUGCUAUGCAGCUGUCCUCACAAACAAUGUCAUCAUCAGGAUGGGGCUGGCCUGUGCUACCCUGUCUCUCUUCCCAGUGCCAUUCCUAUUUAAAUGCCUGAACUUCUGCCCUAAUAAGAUCCUCUUAUCCCAUUCAUUCUGUUUCCAUCCUGACGUGAUGAGAAGAGUCUGUGCUGACAUCACCAUAAACAUCCUCUAUGGGUUCUACGUGGUACUGUCCCCUGGGGGCAUAGAUUCCCUGCCCAUUGUCCUGUCCUACACUCUCAUCCUGCCCACGGUCCUGGGGCUGGCCUCUCCCAGGGAGCAUCGGGCCUUCAACACCUGUGCCUCCCAUAUCCUGGCCAUCUUUGUCUUCUUUAUUCCAGGUAUCACCAUGUCCAUGAUCCACCAUUUUGGGAGGCACCUGCUCCCCAUUGUACAUGCCCUUGUUGCCUAUGUGUACCUGCUGGUGCCCCCUGUGCUCAACCCCGUCAUCUACAGUGUCAAGUCCAAGCCCAUCAGGGAGGCCAUGCUCAGGGUCCUGAGGGGGAAAGGUCAGAGUUGA
Messenger RNA from Aethalodelphis obliquidens (Pacific white-sided dolphin), 945 nucleotides. Its product is annotated as olfactory receptor 51I2-like. Gene Ontology annotation, cellular component: plasma membrane. Lineage: Eukaryota; Metazoa; Chordata; Mammalia; Artiodactyla; Delphinidae. Gene Ontology annotation, molecular function: G protein-coupled receptor activity; olfactory receptor activity. Gene Ontology annotation, biological process: G protein-coupled receptor signaling pathway. The record is from RefSeq and is a predicted model, not a curated record.